This is a messenger RNA of Doryrhamphus excisus (bluestripe pipefish), 1263 nucleotides long. RefSeq names its product mercaptopyruvate sulfurtransferase (gene mpst). Gene Ontology annotation, cellular component: mitochondrion. The record is from RefSeq and is a predicted model, not a curated record. NCBI's taxonomy places the organism in Eukaryota, Metazoa, Chordata, Actinopteri, Syngnathiformes, Syngnathidae. Gene Ontology annotation, molecular function: thiosulfate-cyanide sulfurtransferase activity.
CCCCUCUAGUGGUCACCUUGUGUAAUUGCUUUGCAUACUGUCAUGGCGGCACAGGCUCGCGCUGUGGUUUCAUCCCAAUGGCUAGCAGACGCCAUCAGAAACGGCCUCGUGGGCUCUAAAAUUCGGGUCCUGGACUCGUCAUGGUACCUACCCAUAACCAAAAGAGACCCGAAAGCGGAGUUCGCGGAGAAGCACAUAGCGGGCUCCUCGUUCUUUGAUAUAGACGAGUGUAGCGACCGAGAUUCGCCGUACGACCACAUGUUGCCCACGGGCAGCCACUUUUCACGCUACGUGGGCGACUUGGGAAUCGGAAACGACACUCAUGUAGUGGUGUACGACACCAAUGGCUUCGGUUCGUACAGCGCCCCACGCGUUUGGUGGAUGUUUAGGUUGUUCGGUCAUAACUUAGUGUCGGUGCUGGACGGGGGGAUGAAGAACUGGGAAGCCGAAGGUCGGCCGGUGACGUCGGAAGAGGUGAAGCCGGAGAGAAGGGACUUCCGGGCGACCAUCAAUCCGGCGUGGGUGAAGACUUAUGAGGACGUGUUGGAGAACAUCAGGACCAAGCAGGUGCAGGUAGUGGAUGCCAGGUCUGCCGGCAGGUUUAGGGGGGUCGAACCAGAGCCCAGAGAGGGCACCUUACCAGGCCACUUCCCGGGUGCAGUCAACAUGCCAUUCACAUCCUUUCUGGAUGCAUCUGGAAAAUACCUUGCCAACGACGACUUGUCCACACUGUUCAAGGACGCUGGGGUGAAACUGGAUCAGCCGCUUUGGGCCACUUGCGGUUCUGGCGUCACGGCGUGCCUCGUCGUUCUCGCCGCUCACCUGCUGGGCCACCCAGGGGUGUGCGUUUAUGACGGCUCCUGGGCUGAGUGGUUUAAACGGGCGUCUCCUGAGCAUGUCAUCUCGGAGGGAGAGAAGAAAAAGAAGAUGUGAAGUAAAGAAAACUAUGAAAACAUUUGCACUUUUAAACUGCGUUUAUAGUAACACAGGACCUCAUCUAUGCAGAGAUAAUACUAUACUAUUUCAGGCAGUAUUUCAGAAAUGCUAGCAGUGCACUUAUUUUUAAUAAAUGGAGCAACAUUUUACAAAUUUAAAUGCAUUAUUUUUUCUGCUUUCUUAUAUGAUUCCAUUUGAACUUUGGCAGGCUUGUGUCAUUGUCAUUAUUCAUUAGCAGAAAAGUAAAUAAGCCUUAGUGGGACACUGAAUUGCAACAUCUUGUAAAUGGCACUGUAUAUUGCAGUUUAUGGAAUUAAAGGAAUUUCA